UCCCUUAAUUAUACACCCAAGACACACCUACUUCUUGUAUCAGAGUUUUAAUUACUAUAGUAAAUAAUGUCUCUCCUUCGAGUGUCCCUGCUAUGCAGAGCUGGCCUAAGCAGGCCAGUCCUCAGUGUCCUAUCCCACAAAAGCUACAGCACCAACAAUGAGCCUGUCGGGUUCAUCGGGCUCGGCAACAUGGGAGCUCCAAUGGCCAACAAUCUACUGCAAAAGGGGCACAAACUAGUCGUCUAUGAUAUUGCCGAGGCAGCAGUCUCUCAGGCUGUAUCAGCCGGUGCUGUCAAGGCAACCAGUCCGGCUGAGGUGGCCAAGCAAGCCAACACUAUAGUUACCAUGCUGCCGGCAGGUAGUCAUGUGCUCGAGUGUUACAAGGGGGAGAAUGGAAUAUUUAGCACAGUCUCACGAGGUGCUUUAUUGAUUGACUCCAGCACCAUAGAUAGAGGCACUGUGAGUCAAGUGUUCAGCUCUGCACAGGAGCGGGGAGUCACCUACUUGGAUGCACCAGUAUCCGGAGGUGUGGGUGCUGCUACUAAGGGUGUCCUGACCUUCAUGGUGGGUGGAGACAAGGAGUCAUGUGAUCAAGCCACAUCCCUUCUCGAGUGUAUGGGGCGAACAGUGGUGCAUUGUGGGGACAGUGGCACAGGGCAGGUAGCCAAGAUCUGUAACAACAUGCUCCUGGCCAUUGAAAUGAUUGGUACCAGCGAAGCUCUACAGCUGGGAAUAAACCUUGGCAUGGACCCCAAGCGACUGACAGAUAUCAUCAACGUUGCUAGUGGGCGAAGCUGGUCCUCAGAGGUGUACAACCCCUGCCCUGGGGUGAUGGAGAACGUGCCCUCAAGCAACAACUACCAGGGAGGCUUUGGAACCACCCUCAUGCUCAAGGACCUUGGUCUAGCUAUGGACGCUGCUGCCAGCUCACAAUCCACUGCUCUACUGGGAAGUAUGGCAACACAGGUGUACAGAAUGAUGAGUCAGCAUGGAUACGCUGACAAAGACUUCUCAUCCGUGUUUAAAUUUAUAGAGAAGGAGAAAUAGACACCAGACAGCAUUGAACUAGUAACAGGAACAGAUUACUAUGUGUUUAUGAUGUUAGCAAAUAGGAAUCACAUUGUAUCGAGGUUUACUUUGUCACUGAAAGCUUUGUGUAUGUGUUAUGUAUCUUAACUCUGUCA
Messenger RNA from Halichondria panicea, 1184 nucleotides. Its product is annotated as 3-hydroxyisobutyrate dehydrogenase, mitochondrial-like. NCBI's taxonomy places the organism in Eukaryota, Metazoa, Porifera, Demospongiae, Suberitida, Halichondriidae. Gene Ontology annotation, biological process: L-valine catabolic process. Gene Ontology annotation, cellular component: mitochondrion. Gene Ontology annotation, molecular function: NAD binding; NADP binding; 3-hydroxyisobutyrate dehydrogenase activity. The transcript has 7 exons. Bases 67 to 1047 code for a protein of 326 amino acids. The record is from RefSeq and is a predicted model, not a curated record.